Paramecium pentaurelia is the source of this 1077-nucleotide messenger RNA. The record is from the annotation of a GenBank genome assembly. Lineage: Eukaryota; Ciliophora; Oligohymenophorea; Peniculida; Parameciidae.
AUGGUACUCAGUGUAUAUUCUAUAGUGCCAGUGACUAAAUUAACAAUUGAAUAUAAUUUCAAUAAAGGCUACUUAAGAGUAUUUAAAAAUUCAAAGUCGGCAAAAUUUUUACUGUUAAUUGAAUAAUUAGCAAUUUGGAAGAAAAUUUUAAUGUUGACUGAAAUUUAUGAAUAUUUGGAGAAAAAUCCAUUUCAUAAAUAGGAAGCUCUGAAGAUUUAUUAUUUUCGUCAUACAGUAUAUUAAUUAAGAGGAUUGAUUUUUAAGUUAAAAGCAGGAUUAAGUCCUCAUAUAGCAAUAUCAAUAUUUUAUAAAAAAACAUCAAUAUGUUUAGAAGGAUUUGCAUUAGCUUAUAAAUAACUUAGUAAAAAGAUGUUAAUUGUGAAGGCUGGAUUUAGAUUUGUAAGAAUGAAUUAUAAAAAAAAUUAUUAUCCAAAAGAAAUUGGAAAAGGAUCUAAAGAAUUGGUAUAUAUUGUAGAAGAAUUUUAAUAAUAUGGAUUUAUCAAUUAUUCUGGUGAAGUAUAAUAUGGAGAAUUAGAUAUAUAAAUAACAUUAAAAACUUGUUCAGUUUGUAUGAUAGCAAAAGUAGAUUUGGCCAAUAACAUUUUUUGUAGACAUAGAUAUUGUGAACAUUGUUUAAAAAUUUAUUUUAGAAAUAAAUACUCUAUAGAAUGUCCAAUUUUAGGAUGUAAUGCAAAAUUAAUAAGAAGAUUGAUCACUUUAAAAAAUCAAACUUAAAAAACCAGACCUUCCUCUGCUGAAAGAAAGAUUAAAUAACAUAAAAUUUAAGAUGUAGAACCAAAUGCUGCUACUUUAUUAAUGGAUCCAAAUUGGCCUCCUAAAUUUAUUGGAUCUCAUGUGCCUAAUUAUUUAGAGUCCUAAUUUAUUCAAUUAAGAAAAAUAAUAGAAUAUUAAUGUGGAGAAAGACACUUUACUCAGGAUGAUAUGAUAAACAAUAAUAAUUAAUGUUCUCAAUGUUUAAUGACAUUAUGGGAUGCUCAAAUUAAAGGUAAUUGUAAUAAACAUUAUAUCUGUAUAUAAUGUACAUUAAAUGCAUAAUAGACAUGUUUACUUUGUUGA